AUGGAUCAACCGCCUCUCGCACGACAACAAGCAGAGACCCCACUCCCCCCAGUGGACCGCCCGCAAGCGGGGAAUGCGCUGGACGUACUCGGCCCCGGAGAAGCGCCUCGACACUCACGGAAAAGAAGAGCUUCGGAAGAUGACGACUCUGAUGGCCUGGAAUGUCCGCGAGACGCCAAAAUCCGCUGUGCCCGUGACCAAUCAGACGUUGAACAUCCGGCGAAAGACCCUUCAACUCCACUCCCGAACGAUCUCCACCAAGACCGUGACACCGACGCUGCGUGGAUUCAGAACGAACUAGACAAGAUCACGUCCUCGAGACAGAAAUCAAGUGACUUCCUGGACCUGGAUGACUUCCUGGACCUCCACGGCACCCCAGAUUUCAGUGAUACCGACAACGAGUCGAUCUUCAGCCGUACGACAGAAUCAACCGAGGCUGCCGAGGAUGAUAUCCCGUUUCGCGAGGCGUACUUUCUGUACCUAGAAUCCUUUGCGCGGCAUGCGUCACCGGGUGGGCCAGGGAUCCCAGAAAACUUUGACCUUGGCGUGUACCUACAAGACGACUGGGAGUGA
Aspergillus mulundensis is the source of this 573-nucleotide messenger RNA. RefSeq lists its product as uncharacterized. The coding region runs from base 1 to 573 and encodes 190 amino acids. The record is from RefSeq and is a predicted model, not a curated record. The transcript is spliced from 2 exons. NCBI's taxonomy places the organism in Eukaryota, Fungi, Ascomycota, Eurotiomycetes, Eurotiales, Aspergillaceae.